GUCUCUUUUUUUUUAGAUGCGUGUCUCUUCUGUCCUUGCCACGCUGUAUCUCUCUACAUGCAAAUGUUUGCAUUUUAUCCGCUUUGAGUGAAUAGACUCUGAUAUCGUAAACAUUUAGAUCUUUUUAUUAAGUUUAAUAUAUGUUGUUUAGGUAUUCACCGUGUAUGCUGAGAGAAUAAAUAAAAUGCGACUUACAAGAGAGUAACAUUCUUAUCAGUAAAUAUUUAAAAAUUACGUGUUCUGACGUGUCAAAUUGACGUAAUUAAUAUUGAAGUAAUGGCAGUUUGGUAGAAUGUCCACGUAUAUAUUGGCGUGUAAUCAAACAAAUCGCAAAUUGUCGACUAUGUAAUAUGAAACAAGAUACAUAAAAAAACUUUUGAAAAAAUGAAGAUAGCAUAUGUUGCAACAACUUUUUUAUUAGCAUGGAUAGUGCAAGUCAAGGCAGAGACAGAUAAUGAAGUAAAGUUAGAACAGAAGCAGAAAGAUGUUAGCAGUGUUAAUCCACAAUCUGAGUCUAAACAAGAUACUGAUGAAGAUAUUGCUACAGAAGAUUUAGUUUCUAUUAUUGAACAUCUAAAAGAAAUGAAUGCUCUUGGUAAUACAAUUAUAUCAUUACUACCACCAGUAGAUCCUUAUAUAAAGAACAAAGAUGUUAAACAGCAUAAAGAUAACCAAAAUGAGAAUUAUCCAAUUAAAGAAGCAGUAAAUUUUUUGAUGAAAACAGCAGUAACAGAAACAAAGAAUGUAAAUAAUAUUGAAACUUCUGGACAAACUUUGUUGAUAAAAGAAGAGGAAACAGAAGAAUGGAAUGGUGAGAAAUCAGAUGAUAAUGUUUUUGAAAAAAAUCCAGAAUCAAUGACAAGAGAAGAAAAAGAAGCGGAAAAUUUAUUUGAAGAAGCCAAAAGUUUAUUAAAUGCAACUCAUGCAAAUAAAGCUUUAGCAUAUAAAUUGCUUACUGGUGCAGCAAUAUUAGGUCAUAAAGAAGCUCGUUCUAUGCUAGCUUGGGCCAAGUUACUAGGAACUCAUAUUGGUUUUUCUUCAUCACGAUCAUCUAGUCAAGAUAUAGUACUUGCUGUACAAAAAUUUGAAGAACUUGUUCUAACUGGAUUGCCUUCUGCUCAUAUGGGCAUUGGAUUUUUAUAUGCAACAGGACUAAGUGGUGUAAAUGCAUCACAAGCUAAGGCUCUUUUACAUUAUACAGCAGCAGCUCUUGGGGGAGAUAUUCGUGCACAAAUGGUCAUGGGUUAUCGAUAUUGGGCAGGAAUAACUACUCAAGCAUCCUGUGAAAAUGCUUUGGAUUUUUAUCGUAAAGUGGCUAACAAGGUUGCUGAAGAUGUAUCAUUAAGUGGUGGUCCAGUUGUGCAACGUGUGCGUCUUCUUGAUGAACAUGAAAAUCCUAAUUACAGUUCUGGAAUUUUCGAUCAAGAUUUAAUAGAGUAUUACCAGUUACUUGCUGAAAAAGGUGAUAUACAAGCUCAAGUUGGUUUAGGUCAACUUCAUUAUCAAGGUGGAAGAGGUGUUCCUAUUGAUCAUCAACGAGCUCUUCACUAUUUUCAAAAUGCUGCUGAUGCUGGUAAUCCAGUUGCAAUGGCCUUUUUAGGCAAGAUUUAUUUAGAAGGCAGUGACAUUGUCAAGCAAGAUAAUGAAACUGCUUAUAAGUACUUUAAAAAGGCUGCAGAAUUAGGUAAUCCAGUUGGCCAAAGUGGACUUGGUAUAAUGUACUUGUAUGGAAGAGGUGUUGAAAGAGAUCCAACAAUAGCACUUCAGUACUUCAACCAAGCAGCAGAACAAGGAUGGGUAGAUGGACAAUUGCAACUUGGAAAUAUGUAUUUUAGUGGAACAGGUGUAAGACGUGAUUAUAAAUUAGCUAACAAAUAUUAUAAUUUAGCAAGUCAAUCCGGUCAUGUGUUAGCUUUCUAUAAUCUGGCACAAAUGCAUGCAACUGGUACUGGUAUGAUGCGUAGUUGCUCGGCGGCGGUGGAACUACUAAAAAAUGUUGCCGAACGGGGCAAGUGGAGUGACCAAUUAAUGACUGCCCACGCUGAUUAUAGAGAGGGUCGAGUGAAUGAAGCUUUCGUUACUUAUUAUCUUUUAGCUGAGAUGGGAUAUGAAGUGGCUCAAAGCAAUGCAGCUUUCAUAUUAGACAGAGGUGAAACGAAUAUUCUCUCAGAGGAACAAGGACUCAUUCGAGCUUUAUCGCUCUGGGCACGAGCUGCUGCUCAAGGAUACUCUGUUGCUCAAGUGAAGCUUGGUGAUGCUCAUUACUAUGGUAGAGGUACAAAAGUUGAUUAUGAUCUUGCAGCAAGUCAUUAUCGAUCAGCCUCAGAGCAACAACAUAAUGCUCAAGCGAUGUUUAAUCUCGGUUACAUGCAUGAAUGUGGGCUCGGUUUGACAAAAGAUCGACAUCUUGCUAAACGCUGUUAUGACCUUGCGGCUGAAGCUAGCCCUGACGCUCGCAUACCAGUGGCUCUUGCUCUUGUUAAACUCUUUAUUCUGUUUGGUAUCGAUUAUUUGCAAGGGUUAAGUGCGUUCAAACAGUUAAGUACGUGGGAUGAGUCGUUCGUUCAAAAUUGGGACCUGUACCUUAUUGGCAUUUUUUUUGGUUUGCUUGGCUUCGUUAUUUAUUUUAGAAGACUUCAAUAUUCGGAACAAAGGCGGGUAGCUCCUAUAAACUAAAUGCUGCACAAAAACUAGUAGAAGCAAGUAUAUCCAUUAAUAAAUACAAGCUUAAAGAGCCAAGUUAACACCAAACAUAGGAUCAGUUUUUUAGUUUUUUAAAUGAAACGUAUACAUUUAUAGAAAGUAUUGUCAAUCUAGAAUUUUUAGAGAAUCAAAGACAAAAGUUUAUUGAUUUUGAAUAUAGCAAAUUACUUUUUUUGUGU
Messenger RNA from Ceratosolen solmsi marchali, 2882 nucleotides. It is a transcript of the gene Hrd3, whose product is annotated as HMG-coA reductase degradation 3. Gene Ontology annotation, molecular function: protein binding. Gene Ontology annotation, cellular component: endoplasmic reticulum membrane. The transcript is spliced from 7 exons. Gene Ontology annotation, biological process: ERAD pathway. NCBI's taxonomy places the organism in Eukaryota, Metazoa, Arthropoda, Insecta, Hymenoptera, Agaonidae. The coding region runs from base 385 to 2676 and encodes 763 amino acids. The record is from RefSeq and is a predicted model, not a curated record.